UCUAAAAAGACAAUAACACCCUGGAGAUUCCAGAUAAUUCAUCAGGUGUCGCUUACGAUCCCAUAUCCAUCUGUCACUCUGUGUUUCUCAUUUCAUUCUCAGAAAAACCAGUACGUAAUUGAACGGACCUUGUCAAUUGUAAUCACCACAGACUGUUAGCUCCCAUCCACCAAAAAGAUUUAUCAUUUAACCAGUUGUUACUUGUUACCAUCUAUUCUACCCAAUUCUCUAAUCUGAUCAUAAUGAGCUGGUGGUGGGCUGGUGCUAUCGGCGCUGCUAAGAAGAAAUUCGAUGAAGAUGAACCGCCACGAAGCUUCCAGAGCGUGGGCCUCAUAGUGGGCGUCACCGGAAUUGUCGGCAACAGUCUUGCUGAGAUCUUGCCACUUUCUGAUACGCCCGGUGGUCCAUGGAAGGUCUACGGAGUAGCCCGACGGCCCAGGCCCAACUGGAACGCUGACCACGCGGUCGAAUAUAUUCAAUGCGAUAUAUCCGACCCGGAAGACACCCGAACCAAGCUCUCAGAGCUCACUGAUGUCACCCACAUAUUCUAUGUCUCGUGGACGAACCGAUCUUCUGAAGCCGAGAAUUGCGCAGUCAACGGCUCCAUGUUCCGUAACGUUCUCGACGCCAUAAUCCCAAACGCUCCUAAUCUCCGUCACAUCUGUCUGCAAACCGGCACAAAACACUAUAAGGGUCCUUUCGAGGCGUAUGGAAAGGUGGAGCCUCACGAUCCACCUUUCACGGAGGAUUUGCCCAGGUUAGACGUACCGAAUUUUUACUAUACUCAGGAAGAUAUAUUGUUCGAAGAAGUAGAAAAAAAAGAGGACUUGACGUGGUCGGUUCACCGACCUGACGUGAUAUUUGGAUUUUCCCCUUAUAGCUUGAUGAAUAUUAUAGGCAGUUUAUGUGUAUACGCAGCCAUAUGUAAACACGAAGGGGUUCCAUUAAGAUUUCCUGGGACUAAAGCGGCAUGGGAGUGUUAUUCGAUUGCUUCAGAUGCGGAUCUGAUUGCAGAGCAUCAAAUUUGGGCUGCAGUGGAUCCGUAUGCAAGAAACGAAGUGUUUAAUUGUAACAAUGGAGAUGUAUUUAAGUGGAAGCAUUUAUGGAAGGUGUUGGCGGAGCAGUUUGGAAUAGAGGAAUAUGGGUUUGAAGAAGGUGAGAGAGUGAAGUUGGAGGAAAUUAUGAAAGGUAAAGAAGCUGUGUGGGAGGAGAUAGUGAAUGAAAAUCAACUGCAGCAUACAAAGUUGGAGGAGGUUAGUGGAUGGUGGUUUGUGGAUCUUAUGCUAAGUGGGGAGGCUCAAUUGGCUUGCAUGAAUAAGAGUAAAGAGCAUGGUUUCUUGGGUUUUAGGAAUUCCAAGAAUUCCUUCCUUACUUGGAUUGAUAAGGUCAAGGGUUACAAGAUUGUUCCUUGAGCACUAGAGUAGUGGAACUCUGAGGUGUAUUUGUAAUGAAAUGCAGCUUGUUCUUUUUUCUUUUGGUGGUUGUAAUGAAUAAGCAUAUGAACAAUUUGCAGCCAAUAUGUUGUUGCAGAAUUGGUUGUUUCCAAAGCUAUUGAAUUUUGAUUAUAUUUUGCAAUCAGUA
Pistacia vera is the source of this 1581-nucleotide messenger RNA. Its product is annotated as 3-oxo-Delta(4,5)-steroid 5-beta-reductase-like. The record is from RefSeq and is a predicted model, not a curated record. The coding region runs from base 243 to 1412 and encodes 389 amino acids. NCBI's taxonomy places the organism in Eukaryota, Viridiplantae, Streptophyta, Magnoliopsida, Sapindales, Anacardiaceae. The transcript has 2 exons.